AAGAGAUAAGCAUGAUUUUAUUUUAUAGAUUAAUGCGGAGACACAUUUUCGACGAUACAUUACGCAAUUCCAAUCAAUAGUUUUCAGUGUUACUCGUAUUAUUAGUGUGGCACCAACAAUAUAUUUUACAGCAAUAUCCAGAUUAUAAUCCAUUAUGUCCAACCUAAUACCAGAGAGUAACCUCCAAACAUUAAAAUGUGCGCUUUGCAACAAUUAUUUAUCAGUACCACCAAUAAUGACCAUUAGCAGGGACGCUCAGAGGCAUAAAUGUGGACGUUGCCAAUUGAUUCCUUCCGAUAUGUCAGUCAGAAACACACUGUACGAAAAUCUUGCCCAGUUGUCGACGUUUCCAUGCACGUUCCCUGAUUGUGAAGAAACCCUCAAGUGGGGAGAAGUAGAGGCCCAUGAAAAAGUGUGUUUGUACAAAACUUUAAGAUGCCCUGUGUCAUGGAAAUGUAACGAUCAAGUUAGCAUAAAGGAUUUAACAAACCACUGCAUGAGGUAUCACGGAAAAAAUGUAUCCCAAAAUCAAAUAGUUGCUACUGUAGAAGAAACUACAGAGAAGAAUAAGAUAACCAUAAUGUUAUUAGUUCAUAAAGAGAAGCCGUUUUUGGUUUUCCGAAUUGUUACGUCUGACAAUAUUUGGAUCAAAGUUUUUUCGUUGACUCCAGUAGAAAAUUGCUAUUAUGAACUCUCCAUUAAUAGUGACGCCUCAACUUGUAGCUUAUUUUAUAAAAAUCCUGUCGAAGUUUAUAUAGAAAGCCGACAUUGCAAAAAAUGUACGAUGAACGAAUGUGACAAUAAACUUCACAAAAAGUAUAAGAAGAAGAUUGAUGAUGCUGCUGCAGACAAUGGUUUUCAUAAGGUUACCAAAGAAAUGGUUGCAGAACUAAACAUGAAAGAGAUUAGAUGUAGAAUUGUUGAUGAAGAGUAAGGAGAUGACAAUUAAAUGUCUACAAGUGGCGAAUGCUGCGUUUUGGGAAUGUGUAAUUUAUUUAUUGAAAUGAAUAAAACAAUUUAAGUUUUUAA
This is a messenger RNA of Diabrotica virgifera virgifera (western corn rootworm), 1029 nucleotides long. RefSeq lists its product as uncharacterized. Gene Ontology annotation, molecular function: ubiquitin conjugating enzyme binding; ubiquitin protein ligase activity. Gene Ontology annotation, cellular component: cytoplasm. Bases 155 to 934 code for a protein of 259 amino acids. The transcript has 2 exons. Lineage: Eukaryota; Metazoa; Arthropoda; Insecta; Coleoptera; Chrysomelidae. Gene Ontology annotation, biological process: multicellular organism development; proteasome-mediated ubiquitin-dependent protein catabolic process. The record is from RefSeq and is a predicted model, not a curated record.